Lodderomyces oxycetoniae is the source of this 3153-nucleotide messenger RNA. It is a transcript of the gene CHS8, whose product is annotated as Chs8p. Bases 1 to 3153 code for a protein of 1050 amino acids. Gene Ontology annotation, molecular function: chitin synthase activity. Gene Ontology annotation, cellular component: cell septum; cell periphery. The record is from RefSeq and is a predicted model, not a curated record. The transcript has a single exon. Lineage: Eukaryota; Fungi; Ascomycota; Pichiomycetes; Serinales; Debaryomycetaceae.
AUGUCUAACGUUCCAAGUGACAACUAUUCAGAAGACGAUUUAUUCGACGAUAUAGAUACUAUUCGUCUGCCGUCAGAUUCAUCGCCUUCACGACGCACUCCGCUUUUGACUACCGAUAGUAAUAGUAGUAGUAAUAAUAAUCCUUUUGCCAGUUCAUCAUACAUGUCAUAUAGUGGUGGCACAUUCACCUCUCCACAUGGUCCUAAUAGGCAAUUUACAAACUCGUCGUAUGGUACAAUAGUAGAUGAGUAUGGGGGUAUUGGUGUCAGUGGUAGUAACGAGCAUGAAGGCAUCGGUUGUAGUGGUGGUACUGAUUUUGAUGAUGAUGAUGAUGAUAUGAUGAGUGAUUUCUACCCCAAAAAAUCCAAAACCGUGGCUUUCGAUGAUGAAAAGUUGAAAUAUCCCCCUACGGCUUACAAUCCAGGCACAUCUUCCCAAACGUUUGACUUUGAAUACGAUAUGGAUGAUAACGAGAAAUCACUAAGAAUGAAUGGGCUGGAUAAUUUCCUUGGUGAUAACUAUAUGAUCAAUCCUUUAGUUGACGCUGACGAGGGCGCAGUAGGAGACGACGACGACGACGACGACGAUAUAUUCGAUGAUGACGAUAGUUUGUUUUCUCUGGGGGACGCUGAACUAAUAAGAAGGGCCACUACGCUAAAGCGACGUGGCGGGUUGAUAGGGACAAGUAUACAAAAGACAAAAAGUCGUGGGUCAACGAUUACUUUUGACGAUGAAGAGUUUAAGAAAUUGACAUAUACAAAGACCAUCAAAAAGGCCAAACUUAUUAAUGGAAACUACGUAAUUGAUGUACCUGCUCCAAAAGCACUUUUGGAGAAGUAUGAGUACGGUGAUGGCAAUGGUGGGAACGAAAUGAAGUUUUUGAGAUAUACCGCGGCAACGUGUGGUCCUUCAAACUAUACCAAAUUUAACUAUAAUUUGAGACAAGCAUUAUAUGAACCACAUAGAGAAACGGAGAUAAUGAUUAUGAUUACCAUGUACAAUGAAGACGAAAAUUUACUAGCUAGGACGUUGAAGGGGGUAUUUGAGAACGUUUCUGAUUUGUCAAGGAGGUCCGACGCGACAUGGGGCGAAGACUCAUGGAAGAAAAUCGUUAUUUGUAUCGUUAGCGACGGAAGAUUACAGUUGAACAAGCGAACUCAAACUUUACUAACUGCAUUGGGAAUAUAUCAAGAUGGGUAUGCAAAGUCCAAGAUUAAUGACAAAUCAGUCAAAGCACAUAUUUAUGAAUAUACUUCAGCAGUGGGUAUAGAUACAAUCACCGAUCACAAUGUUAAUCUAUGCACAAACGAAAACCCAAUCCAGUUUAUUUUUUGCUUGAAAGAGCAUAAUUUGAGAAAGAUCAACUCACAUCGAUGGUGCUUCCAAGCUUUUGCUCCUAUACUAAACCCCAAGAUCGUCAUGUUGUUGGAUUGUGGUACGAGACCUUCCAAAAAUGCAUUUUUCUAUCUUUGGAGAUCAUUCAAGGAUGAAAACGUAGCAGGGGCAUGUGGGGAAAUGAGGGCAUCCUUGGGACCAGGCAAGAAGCUUCUUGCAAAUCCAUUAGUUGCUGCACAAAAUUUCGAAUACAAAAUUUCAAAUAUCUUGGAUAAACCAAUGGAGAGUGUUUUUGGAUUUAUUUCAGUGCUUCCAGGUGCAUUUAGUGCUUAUAGAUAUGAAGCAUUGCUAAAUGUAAAUGGAGAAGGACCUUUGGAAAAAUACUUCAAGGGAGAGUAUUUACAUCAGAGUACUGCUAUCGGAAAUAAUGGUGAAGAGGAGGAUGACGAGAAGGAGAUUAAGGAGCGGAAUUUUCAAGAAGCAGGAAUAUUCACUUCCAAUAUGUAUUUAGCGGAGGAUCGUAUAUUGUGCUUUGAGCUUGUAGCAAAAAAGAGUCACAAAUAUAGGUUGAGGUAUGUCAAGGAAGCUAAAGCUGAAACCGAUGUACCUGAACGCAUUGAUGAGUUUGUUCUUCAAAGAAGAAGAUGGUUGAAUGGAUCGAUGUUUGCAGCUGCCUAUGCUGUGUUCCAUUGGACCAAGAUUUGGAGAUCUGAUCAUUCGUUAAUGAGGAAACUAUUUCUUCAGUGGGAGUUUUAUUAUCAAUUGGUAACUAUAUUAGUUUCUUGGUUUUCGUUAGCUUCCUUUUUUUUAGUAUUUCGAAUUCUUACUGCUAAUCUAGGGGCUGUUGAUAUGAAUUUCGAAACUGGGAAAUACCUUGCAGUUAUAUUUGAAUGGUUUUAUGUUGGAUGCAUUGUUGUGACAUUUGUGCUUGCAUUUGGUAAUAGUCCCCGUGGGACUCGAAAGUUUUAUCUUGUUGUCUCGUAUAUCUUUGCAAUAAUGAUGGCCUAUAUGAUGUUUGCAGCAAUUUUCCUUGCUGUUCACACAGCAUCAUUGAUUUAUGAUCAACAUCGAAAUGAUUUCAAAGUAAUUUUGGUUUUCACAAAUCAGAAAUUUCGAGAUUUGGUGGUGUCCAUGGUAUCCACUUAUAUUUUGUAUUUUGUUGGUGCUUUCUUAUAUGGACAGCCUAGUUUUAUGUUUACUUCGUUUGUUCAAUACGUGUUGUUGUCCCCUACAUACAUCAACGUGCUCAACAUUUAUUCCUUUUGCAAUAUUCAUGAUGUUUCAUGGGGUACAAAAGGUGUUGAGCAAGCCAAAGAUCUAGGUUCGGCCAAGUUCAUAGGCCAAGAUAACCAAAACAUUGUUUUAGUUGCACCUGAGAUUAACCAAGAGUAUGAUGAUGUAUACCUUGCCAGUUUGGAUAAAUUGAAGCAAAUGGAGCACGAACCAACGAUAGAUAAAAUCAAUUCUAAAAAAUUCAAGGAUGAUUCGUAUUAUGCAUUUAUUAGAACUAUAACUGUUUUAAUGUGGAUGUUGACUAAUGCAAUAUUAGUGGCUAUAGUCUUACGUACCAUGGGUGUGGACAUUUUGAGUGGAUUACCAAGUACUUAUACUGACGGGUCAAUUGCUGGUAAUUCCCAGAUAUUCUUGUCAAUUAUCUUGUGGAUUGUUGCCGGGUUGGCGAUAUUUAGGUUUUUGGGAUGUGUUUUAUACUUACUUGGGCUGUGCGUGAGACCAAUGAAAUGGAAAUUCAUGGCAAGAAAGGAGAGGAAGAGGCAAAGGAGGAUGGAAAGUAAAUCCGUGAUGGCGAGUCAUGUAUAG